GUACAGAGCAAGGUCAUCCUGUGUCUUUCAUGGCCUAGAGGGAGGGGGAGAAAUACAGCCCCAGCUGUGCUGUAUUAGAAAGCCGAAAGGACAGCAGAGCAUGCUGACUUCCUCUGCUCACUUCCUUAUUUCCCAGCUCCAACCCCUUCCCGUGUCCCUCAGAGCACAACCCAGGCUGCAGGUCUGGGAACAGCUGCUCCCCUCGCUGCACCCUAUCUGGCCCAGCUGUUGUGCUGGGCAGGAGAUGGAGCUGGGACGAGGAUUCCGCCUGGGGUAAAGCAGUGCUGGUUCUGAACCGCCUUUUGCUGCUCCCCUCUCCCCUCCCAGUGCUGCUGGCAGGGGCAGAAGAGCAUCCUUAAGCAAGGAGACUGUCCCCCAAAGCAUCAGAGAAUGGGUUAAAGCUUCUCUGCACAAGCAAUGAAGGGUACCUACCUUGGGUGCUGAGCAGGCUGCUCCCACCUCUGUUGCCAGCAGCCUGGCUCCUUGGAGUUGAGUAGAGCAGAGGAUGUCGAGUGCCCUCAACCCAGACCCAGCCACAGGACGGCCCUAGUGCACCUCCUGCCACCACAAUGCUACCUGCAUGGCUUCCAGCCAGGCUCUCUUCACAGGGUUCCCCUCCCAGGUCUGCUCCUGGGUGGGGAAGCAGUGAGCUCCUCCACAGCCUUUUCCCACCUGGAGCAUCCUAAAAGAUCCCAGACUCCCAGGCUGUUCCCCUAGCAGGACAACUCCUUGCCCAGAGCUCAGUUUAAUCCCAGUGCUUAAUCCCUCUGUCCCUCAGCAAGGGUCUGGUUGUGCCCAAAAGCACACUGAGUUGAGGUCUGCUGUUCAACCAGUGUUCCAAGUCUGCACGGAUUCAGGUGCCGGGCAGUAAUUCACAAAAGCAAGAACACCCAGAGCUGGAUGCUAGGCAUCUUGCAUCGUUUAAGAAGCAGGCAUAGAAUCAUUGAUGGGUUGCUUUCUUUUGGUUGUGUAACAGUUACAGAGCAAUAGUGUGCAGAAUCCAGCCGCCAGCUCAUCAGCCUAAGGUGGCCGCUCAUUAUCAGGUCAGAUCUCCACCCAAACGUGUGUGUUUUAUCAUGCUAAUUAAGCGUAGGUUUCUCUAGAGCAUCUUUGCUUCCUUUAGUGGUGACAGCUGCACGUACUUGUGGUCAGACAAAGUAGUGCUGUUUAAUACAUUGUUAGCCAGAUUCUUCCAAAUGUUCUCACUUCAGUCCCACUCAAGGCUAAGUAAAGCGCCCAUACAACCACAAAUCCAUGUUAUAAUCGACAACAUACGCCAACCUCUCUGCUUUGUUUCCUAAAAAAAAGUUUGACUGUCGAGUGGGUCCCACUUACCACCUUGCCUCUGAGUUAUGGGUUUCCACUGGAUUACUUGUGCUGCUUUCCUCAGGAGCUGCUUUCACAAGGGUUCGAUUCCUUUCUCUUUUGCUGCUGUGUGAGCAUGAAGCGGGACAACAUACGAUCCCAAUUCGUACCUGAUGUAACGCAUCACAGAUGCAUGGGACAGGCAGUGGAAUGGGUAAUUGUUCUGUGGACCUUGUUUAUGUGAAAGUAAUGCAUCAGUCUGGUUCAGCGAAAGUGCUAUCAAUUCUUAGGAAGUUCUCAAGGCGCUCAUUGGAGUUUUUGGAUAAAAUGUUACUCUUCCUCUGCUUCACCCCUGAAAAUAUUUGUCCCCAAAUACAGGUACUGCCAGAAAGCAGUGAGAUGACUGAGAUAAAAGAAGACAGAAUAAAAUGUCCUUGCAAAAUUAGAUCUGAGAAGAAAAACCGGUCAGACAGACUUAUCUUGCAGACAGACGGCAAGAGAUGCUAGCUGAGCCCCUGCUUGUAAAUCUCGUUUGCUGUGCAGAACAAAGAGUGAUGGACUCUAUGGGAUAUAAAGGCAGCUCCAGAUGGGCAAAGCAACAAACUCAGAACCCACAUCACCAAGUAGGUGUAAACAAAGGAAACGAAGGGCGGUACUUACUGGGGGUGGCUAAUGGGUGCACCGAGAAGAGUGCGAACCCCGAGCACCUCAGGCAGCGGGGAGCGGGCGGAGCAGCGCCGGGAUGCGGGGACAAGAGGAGCUGUACCCCCGGCACCCAGAGAGCCCCCCUAGCGGUGCGCCCCAGCGGACUCUCCCUUUAUUCGAAUAAUGCAAGCUGAAGAUUCCUCUCUGCCUCUUUGUGCGAUAAAGAUGACUGAGCGAGCCGACCGCAGCGGGAAUUUUCCUCACAGCGGCCCACGGCGAUUCCUGCCCGCGCUGCUGGCGGGACGGCCCGCACCGCAGCGGGGCAGCCCCACCGGAAGUGCCCUCCCUCACGGCCGAGCGACUUCCGGUGGACGGGGGCGGCCCUGGGGGCGGCGCCGCGGUUCUGUCCGAGCGCGGCCGCCCGUGCUGCUGCUCCCGGCGCGGAGCUCGGCCCUGCGGGCAGCUCCAGGCCUCAGUGCCGCGUCCGGGAGAACGCUCGGCUCUUCCCAGCGGAGCGGCGUCACUUCCAGCCCCAAGCCCGUGGUGAUCUCCCUGCUGGAAGGAGGGGACGUUCACAGCCUGGAGGCCAUGGCAGGAGACCCCAGCGCAGCAGGUGAUGGUAUCACAACUGUAAAGGAAGAUCUGCAGAAUAGUGGCAUGGCCCAGAGGCAGGGUGUUAGCAUCUCUGUUGGAAAAAUCAGGAAGGAUGUCCAAGGGGGCCUGGAGCAAGGAGAGCACGUCAAGAAGCCACUGGGAAACCAUCCAGGAAAGAGAGCGAGGAAAAACCUAGACUGCAGCACAGGUCAAAAGCAACGUAAAGACUCAAGGAACAAGGAAUUGUGCCGUAAGAAAAGUCAGAAUCCAUGUGAUGGGAGCGAGAAAAACUUUCAAAGUAAUUCUGACCUUGUUAACCAGCAGCACAUCCCUAAGGGAGACAGACACUUUAAAUGCCUUGAGUGUGACAAGAGCUACGUAAAACGUUGCAAUUUGCAUAUCCAUCAGUGCAUCCACACAUCAGAGAGACCCGACAAAUGCCCCGAGGGUGAGAAGAACUUUAGUUCUGAACUUCAUUCCCACCGGUGGGCGCACUCAGAAGACAGACCUUACAAGUGUCAGCAGUGUGGGAAGAGCUUCAAAAGCAGUUCUAAACUCCUUGCCCACCAGCACAUCCACACAGGAGAGAGACCCUUUAAGUGCCCUGAGUGUGGCAAGAGCUUCAAAAGCCGUUCUGACCUCAUCUACCACCAGCGCAUCCACACAGGGGAGAGAGCUUUUAAGUGUCCCGAGUGUCCGAAGAUCUUCAGAAGCAGUUCUGACCUCGCAAUCCACCAGCGCAUCCACACCGGAGACAAACCUUACAAGUGCCCUGUGUGUGAGAAGAGCUUCCGGCAGUGUUCCCACCUUAUGAUCCACCAGCGCAUCCACACCGGAGACAGACCCUACAAGUGCCCCAUUUGUGCGAAAGGCUACAAAAGCAGCUCUCAUUUGAAGAGCCACCAGCGCAUCCACACUGGAGAAAGACCGUUCGAGUGCCCUGUGUGUGGAAAGAGCUUCAAAAGCAGUUCCAACCUCAUCCGCCACCAGCACAUCCACACAGGAGAGAGACCCUUUAAAUGCCCCGAGUGUGAGGAGACCUUCAAAAGCAGUUCUGACCUCAUCUACCACCAGAGCAUCCACACAGGAGAGAGACCCUAUAAGUGCCCUGAGUGUGGGAAGAGCUUCAGAAGGAGUUCCAACCUGACAAUCCACCAUCGCAUCCACACAGGAGAGAGACCUUUUAAGUGUCCACAGUGUCCAAAGAGCUUCAAAAGCAGUUCCCAUCUUAUCUACCACCAGCUCAUCCACACAGGAGAGAGAGCCUUUAAGUGUCCUGAGUGUCCAAAGAACUUCAAAAGCAGUUCCCACCUCAUCCGCCACCAGCGCAUCCACACAGGGGAGAAAGACUUUAAGUGCCCUGAGUGUGGGAAGAGCUUCAGAAGCAGUUCCAGCCUCAGAGUUCAGCAGCACAUCCACGCAGGAGAGAGACCCUACAAGUGCUCUGAGUGUGGGGACGGCUUUAGGAGCAGUUGUAAACUCAAAUCCCACAGGCACAUCCACAGAGGAGACAGAUCAUAGAAGUGCCCUGAGUUUGUGAGAAGCUUCCAGCCUUCUUACCUCCCAGCACAUCCACACAAGAGACAAAACCUGCAAGUGCCACGAAUGUGAGAAGGUCUUCAGCUAGAGCCUACCUGUGGAUUUGCAUGAUGGUGAACUUCACAAGUCCUUUGAGCAGAGGAAGAGCUAUGGAGCCAAAGAAAAUCACGUUCCUUCUUCCUUCCAGGGGAAUCGCCCAUAUUGCUCUCUUUAUGCUGGAGACAGGUGAGUGGACACGCAAAAGAGAAUCCAGUGGUUAGAGCAGGUGGAUCAGAAGUGUGUUUCUGCCUGGUCUGUGCGCAGGGAGUUGUCUGAGGAAGUCACUUCUCACCCCUGGAGAAAUUCAUCUGCUGUGGGGCAGCAGAUGAAGAUCCAAAGGAAACCUUAACUGGUCCAAGAAGUCACCAGGGAGGAUGAAAACAUCUCUGCAGGGAGUGCAGGAAGAGCUUCAGGUGGGACUUAACUUUUAGUAGACCCCAGUAAACCGACACAGGAAAGAGCCCCUAUGAGCACCUUGACUGCAGGAAGAGGUACAUCUGGAGCUGGGAGCUCAUCGCACACCAGUGGAUCCCAGUACGGAACACUGUCCCCAGUGAAUGUGCUGCCUGCAAGAAGAACCUCUGCCACAGCUCAAACCUUGUGAGAACAUCGACACUGGGAGAAGUCCUACCCAUGCCAGCACUGCAGCAAGUGCUUCAACCACAGCUCCAAGCUGACAAAACACCGAUGAGUCCACGAGACAAGAAGCCUUACAAAUGCCUCAAGUGUGAGAAGAGCUUUGUGCAGAGAGUUCCUCACUCGCAGGAGACUGCACUCAUGGAAGAAAUGCUACAUAUGUCCCAAAUGGGGGAAAAGGUUCAACCGAUAACAACGAAAAAAUCUCUUUUCGUACCUCAUUUUUCUUUUGCUCUUCCUGCAAGCAGCUUUUUGAACUUGUUUCCUAAGGAAUAACGUAUGUGUAGGAAUGUUCUGUGUGUCUGUGUGCAUGUGUUCCUCUCAGUAAUUUCCGAUUCCACUGAUUAAUCAGAUGCAAAGGGAGAGCAGUAAAGUAGCUCUUGCAUGUUUACUGAAAAUCACUUGCAGUUGAAAGGGAAGGGGCAGAAUAAAGAAGCUAACUUGUCCCAAA
This is a messenger RNA of Numida meleagris (helmeted guineafowl), 5209 nucleotides long. Its product is annotated as zinc finger protein 345-like. Gene Ontology annotation, molecular function: RNA polymerase II cis-regulatory region sequence-specific DNA binding; DNA-binding transcription factor activity, RNA polymerase II-specific. Gene Ontology annotation, biological process: regulation of transcription by RNA polymerase II. The record is from RefSeq and is a predicted model, not a curated record. NCBI's taxonomy places the organism in Eukaryota, Metazoa, Chordata, Aves, Galliformes, Numididae.